Messenger RNA from Olea europaea var. sylvestris, 1146 nucleotides. RefSeq names its product serine-rich adhesin for platelets-like. Bases 203 to 967 code for a protein of 254 amino acids. The transcript is spliced from 2 exons. Lineage: Eukaryota; Viridiplantae; Streptophyta; Magnoliopsida; Lamiales; Oleaceae. The record is from RefSeq and is a predicted model, not a curated record.
UUUUCUCUAUCCAUUCCCUAUUUGGCUAUCUCACACCCAAGAUUCAAGAAUUAUCCAAUAAACCAUGUUUUCUUCUCUCUAUAUUUAUCUUGUAUUUUACUCAUAGAUCUCAUCUUCUUCUCAAUGCCCUUUGCCGAUAUAUAUUUUGCAGGGUUCAAUAUAUUUAUAUCCUAUCUAUUUAUAGAAUUUUUAGUUUUUGAAAAUGCCUACAAGGGUCAUGAACAAGGAUGGAGUUGAAGGUGGUGGGUGCAUGCAUGUGAUGUCUUGUGUAGAAACGCCGGCGGUUUACGGCGGCGAUAGGAGGUUUCCGGUGGCGAAAAAGGUGGGUUUCAUGGACGUUGAGAAGAGAGAGAAAGAAGAAAAGAGAUUGGAUCCUGGCAAUUCUGAAUCAGAAUCGUCAUCUAUAGGAAAAAAUAGUGAUAUUUCUGAGAAAUCAUCGGGUAAUUUUGAUGAAAAUGAAGAGGUUCAGAGUUCAUAUAAAGGGCCCUUGGAUGCCAUGAAUGCCUUGGAGGAAGUUUUACCGAUGAGGAGAGGCAUUUCAAGAUUCUAUAAUGGAAAAUCCAAGUCAUUUGCAAGUUUGAUAGAUGCUUCUUCGUCGUCUAUAAGAAACAUCUCGAAACCCGAGAAUGCGUACACAAGGAAACGAAGAAACCUCAUCGCCUGUAGUAUCGCUAGCUGGGAUGUCAAGAAUAGAAGCUCCCUUUCAAGGAGUAAUUUAGGUGGGAUUUCUAAGAGAAUGACCAACUCCGGUCGAACCACAUUGGCCUUGGCCGUUGCCAUGAGCAACUCGGAAAGUGACACGCAUCCCACCGAAUGCAAUUUUUCCGGAUCGUCCUCGUCAUCUUCUCCCCGGAAGAAUCUCCCCGUGUGGCGGUCCUUCUCAUUGGCUGAUUUGCAGCAGAAUGUGACUACUACAACCACAUGUACAUCUUCAAAACAAUUAGCUAUGAACCUUGAUACUAACUAAACAAUAAUUGACAUACAGCCUAAUUUUGAUCCUAUGAUGAUCAACUGAUGUAACUCUCAAUGCUGUCAUGGUACUAGGAUGUCACAAGAACUGAUCUAUACUUGACUUUCUAAUAUUUUCAUGUCCCCGUUUAAUCUAUGCCAACUCUCAAUAGAUAAAGAGAAAAUCUACUUACAGUA